Molecule: messenger RNA, 1161 nt
Organism: Ricinus communis (castor bean)
Lineage: Eukaryota; Viridiplantae; Streptophyta; Magnoliopsida; Malpighiales; Euphorbiaceae
Exons: 3
Coding region: 217-993 (258 amino acids)
Source: RefSeq, a predicted model, not a curated record
UCGUCUCAUACUAUAGUGCCACCUCCUAUCAUGACCUCAUUCAUCAUCAAAAGAAAGCUGUAUAUUCCACCGCCAUUAAAUUCACAAUCUGCAUCAUAUAAAGCAAGCAAGCAAGAGUUCAGCAGUUAGUACUUACUACUAGUACACCUUUUUCUACUACCAAAACUCCAUCGACCUUUUAAGUUAAUUUCCCCCCAAAGCAGAAAAGAGUAUAUUAUGGGUAGUUCAGAAGAGGAAAGACUUGUUCAAAUGGUACAGGACUUCAUAGAAUCAGAAUCAUCAUCAGUGCCCAUUUUCCCUUCUUCCUCAAAGUGCCUUUCUACUGAGGAUCAAGCCAAGUACUUCAUUUUAAAGGAAAUUCUUGGUAGGGUGACGGAAGCUGAAGCAAAGGUUCUUGAGAGUGUACUGAAGCAUAUGAAAUGCAAAAAGGAAGCUGAAAGAACAAGCAGUCUAAAGAAGUGGCUUGUCUUAAGGUUGACACUUGAUGGCUUUAAUGCUUCUAUUUGUCAAACCACUUUGAUCACUUCCUUAGGAUGUAAAGCUGGUGAUUAUGAGUACAUUGACAUAACAUUGAAAGAAGAGAAUGGGAAGAGCAUAAAGAGGGUGAUAGUGGACAUAGACUUCAGGUCACAAUUUGAACUGGCAAGGCCAACACUAUUCUACAAAGAACUAACAGAGACAGUGCCAUCACUUUUUGUUGGGAGUGAAGAAAAACUGAACAAGAUCAUCUCUUUACUUUGCUCAGCUGCAAAACAAUCACUUACAGAAAGAGGGCUCCAUGUGCCUCCAUGGAGGACCAGCACAUAUAUGCAGUCCAAAUGGCUCAAAGUCACUGCUACCACACCCAAUUACAGUAGCAAUACCGCAGAAGCUAAUCAAAGUUUUAGCAUUUGGACACCUCCUAAGCCUAUUGUUAAGCAUGAGAGAAGGGCUUUAGGUGGUGGUUCUGCCUUGUCUAGUCAGUUCUCUACCAUGGGCAUCAAUUGUUGCUAAGAAAGAAAAGAAAAGGAAAACAAAGAAUUUGAUAGGAUAACUAGGAUAUAAUUUUAAAAGGGUUUUCUUCAAUUUUGGUUGCCUUCCUUUCUUUACUUUUUAAAUAAAAUAACUUUAAUAAUGUGAGUUCUUUUCUCUACUAAAUAAUAUAUGCAAUUUAUUUUAGUA